UGGUACUUGCUUGGAUCCUAUCAUUCAUUCGACGAGAAAGAAAUAAUAUUAAUUUUGACGAUUUCCGAAUAUUUACUCCGCGGCCGGCUUUAUCUCCACCUUUUGCGGGUUAUUAGGUACCUUUAGGUAUUCGCCGGGCACGAGAACUCAAGCGUUGAGCGUUUUUGGGGAAUUACUGGCUUCGAGGCGCACUCUUUAGGCAGACCCUAGCAAAUCUCGACCUGGACCUAGAACUAGGGCCCCUGUCUCCCCUUGGUCCCCCUCCCGCUUUCGUUCGGCUUGACCAGCAUACACACCACACCCCCCCACCACCUGGGCACUACCAUCUCGACGCAGGUACCUAAACUCGACAUAAGAUACAAAUGUCAUCUCUACCCCCCAACCCCCAGGGAGACCUCAUGAGAGCAUCAACCGUCAACAUGGCCGUUGCACAACCGACCAAGUCGAAGGCUCCUUCGAAGCAAAACAACAAUGCCAACCCUAAAGCUAAGACACAGAUGCACCGCCGCUCAAGAACAGGCUGCUACACCUGCAGAUUACGACGGAAGAAGUGCGAUGAGGGUACUCCUAUGUGCUCAGCAUGCAAGCACCUCGGUCUUACAUGCGAAUAUAAGCGGCCGAUGUGGUGGAGCAACAACGACCAUAGGCGACAGCACAAGGACGACAUUAAGGUGAUCAUCAAGCGAAAGAAGCUCAGCGAGAAGAACUCCCACACCAUCCAGACCUCAGUUAGCUCGCCGCCUGGCUUGUCUCACUCGCUUCCUACAUCCGCAACCUUCUCGGAUCCUCUAGAUCGAACAAGGUCGGCGUCAAUCGACUCGCAAUUCGCCUUCAACUUCAACAGCCCGCCUAAUGUGCAGGAUUAUGGGGCAUACAACCCACACAUCCUCCCGUCGCAUUCCGACUUCAUGUUCAACAUGUCUCCCUAUGAGAUUGACGUCAAGACCGAGCGACAAAUGUUUGUUAAUGACGUCCCUACUCUAAGGGAAUCAACGGUGUCCACUUUCAGCACGUUCCACACGCCACCGCCGCCAGGAACCGUCCUCCCGUCCUACCCCUUGGACGGCGAGUGGACGGAGCAAGUUUUCCAGGAACGCCGCGAGUCACUAGCUGAGGAGACUUUGAACUACAACUUCUUCGACUUCUCUCACGGACUACCUACCAACACUACGCAAGUUGAUAUUGAGUUGGAUGAGAACGACCAGCGACUUCUAGAGCAUUUCAUUCAAUUUGUCUUGCCAACCAUUUUCCCAAUCCUGGAGACUAACCAACAUGGCUCCGUCGGCUCUGACCUCGUCCUGCCUAACUUGCAGAACAACAAGGCUUACCUCCACUGCUGUCUCAUGAUUGCAGCUCAACACUACAAGGCAACCAUGAACGUCCACGGAGACGAAAUUGACAACGACAUCAUGCGACACCGACACGCUACUAUCGUCGCUCUUUGCGAGGCCCUGAACAAUGAUGAGAACCACCACCAGAUCCUCGAGGCAACUUUGGGUCUCAUCUUCUUCCAGUCCUGCGUUGGCCGAUAUGAUGAUUCGCUCCCCGACAUUCCGUGGCACCAGCACUUCCAGGCUGUGAACUCUCUCGUUGCAAAGUUGGAGUUGCCCCGUCUGGUUUCCGACGCUAACGAGCAGCUCACCCAAACGCCAUUUAACAUGACGUUGACCGCGUGGAUCGAUAUCCUUGGAGCAACUAUGCAAGGGAGGGCCCCAGUUUUUGCGCACACUUACCGCGAGAAGCACUUAUCUACCACUAACCCGUUCCUUGGACUUCGCGAGCUCAUGGGCUGCGAUGACCACAUCAUGUACCUCAUUUCCGAGAUCGCUUGUCUCGAGGCGCUGAAGAAGGAAGGAAUGGAUGACAUUACACUUUGCCAGCAUGUGCACGCUCUUGGCGACCAGAUUGGGUUGACUGAAACCCAUGACAGCACACCCAAAAUGCCAUUCAACGCCAAUGGCUCUCUUAGCCCGAAACAACUCAGCAAGAACAUCACAAGCGCCUUCCGAUUGGCAGCUCGUAUUUACCUGUGCAGUCUAGUUCCCGGUUUCUCCCCCAGCCAGGCGAGCUGUGUUGGCCUGGUUGAGAAGCUCACUACCGUGCUACAUCUUAUUCCGUCUGGUCCCGGCGGCUUCGACCGAAGCCUCUCCUGGGUUUACCUCAUUAGUGGAUCCGUCAGCGGAAUGAAUUCUAGCUUUAGGCAUUUCUUCAACGACCGCAUCGCCCAGCUAGGCGAUGCCGCUAACUACGGCAGCUUUGGUGGCGUGGUAACACUGCUACACGAGGUCUGGCAACAGGCCGACAACAGCCAGCCGAGUCCUAGUGCGAACGGGUCCACAGAAGCGCCCUACGUCUCCUGGAGAGACGUUAUGCAGAUGAGGGGAUUGGAUUACUUGCUGAUCUAAAUUGAUCGCAUCCCUCAGAGCCGGUCUCGAGGAGAGCAGUCCCCUCUCCUCAUCUGCGGGUAGCCUUCUUGGGGGGGCGAUGCAGGAAAUUGCCAACUCCCCCCUUCGCACUGAGACUACGGUUGGCUAACAACAAUUUUUUUUCUUUUACUUUAUUACUAU
Daldinia caldariorum is the source of this 2567-nucleotide messenger RNA. RefSeq names its product PRO1 protein. Gene Ontology annotation, cellular component: nucleus. Gene Ontology annotation, biological process: positive regulation of transcription by RNA polymerase II. The transcript is spliced from 2 exons. Gene Ontology annotation, molecular function: zinc ion binding; DNA-binding transcription factor activity, RNA polymerase II-specific; transcription cis-regulatory region binding. Bases 363 to 2405 code for a protein of 680 amino acids. The record is from RefSeq and is a predicted model, not a curated record. NCBI's taxonomy places the organism in Eukaryota, Fungi, Ascomycota, Sordariomycetes, Xylariales, Hypoxylaceae.